Messenger RNA from Medicago truncatula (barrel medic), 1279 nucleotides. RefSeq names its product acyl-protein thioesterase 1 homolog 1. Gene Ontology annotation, molecular function: hydrolase activity. Bases 192 to 959 code for a protein of 255 amino acids. The record is from RefSeq and is a predicted model, not a curated record. Lineage: Eukaryota; Viridiplantae; Streptophyta; Magnoliopsida; Fabales; Fabaceae. The transcript has 10 exons.
UAAAUCUAAAUAAGUAGCUCUUCACCAACAAAAUAUUGGAUAUCUUCACCAAAAAAAAAAAAAUCUAAAUAAGUAGCUAAAGAGAAAAACGAGUAAGAGAGUUAAGAAGACAACGCCGAGCUUCGGAGUCUCAACACUGCCGGCCAUUAAGUUUUAAGACUGCUCAAUAGGUUUAUUGUUUAGAGGCUAAAAUGAGCUUUGCUGCAUCAUCAGUUGGUGGUAGAUCUGCUGCAACAGCAUAUGAGUUUGGAAGAACCUAUGUAGUCAGGCCUAAAGGUAAACACCAAGCAACUAUAGUUUGGUUGCACGGCCUCGGUGAUAAUGGCUCCAGUUGGUCGCAGCUUUUAGAGACUAUUCCUCUUCCAAAUAUUAAAUGGAUAUGUCCAACUGCUCCAACUCGACCAAUGUCUUUAUUUGGUGGCUUUCCAUCUACUGCUUGGUUUGAUGUGGCAGAGCUUUCUGAAGAAGCUCCUGAUGAUCUAGAAGGUUUGGAUGCUUCAGCUGCACAUGUUGCCAAUUUGUUGUCUACAGAACCCACAGACAUUAAGCUUGGUGUUGGAGGGUUUAGCAUGGGAGCUGCUACUGCCCUUUACUCUGCAUCCUGCUUUACUGCCGGAAAGUAUGGGAAUGGCAAUGCUUAUCCAGCCAACAUAAGUGCAGCUGUUGGUUUAAGUGGCUGGCUUCCAUGUUCAAAGACCUUGAGUAACAAGUUACAAGGGGUAGAUGAAGCCACGAGGCGUGCUCAGUCCUUUCCCAUUUUGAUGUGUCAUGGAAAAGGUGAUGAUGUGGUUCCGUACAAGUUUGGUGAGAAAUCAUCGAAGUGCUUGACUUCUAAUGGAUUUCAAGAUGUAACUUUCAAAGCUUAUAAUGGGCUUGGCCACUACACAAUUCCAGAAGAAACAGACGAUGUUUGUGCUUGGCUAACAUCAAAAUUGGGCCUUGAGGGUAAUGCUGCCUAGUUAGCUUUAGCAAGAAAAGAAUCAAAAUGUGAAAAAAGAAUUCUUUCAUCCUUUUUCCUAUUAUUAUGAUUUAAUAUUAGUCGCAUAUUUGUGGGCGAGUACAUUGGGGUAUUGGUUAGGAAAACAAAUUCGAGAAGUAUUUAAUGGAGAACAGUAUUUAAUAGUCCUAUUUCUACUUUCCAAAUAAACAUGUGAUUUUGACAGAUCCAGAUUGUCUGCUGUCACAAAAUGUUAACAGUUAAUACAGUCCGUAAAUCAUGAUUGUUAGAUGGAGAUGGAUGGUAAACUUCUAACAUCUGAUUUACAAUCUUGGCACAACA